Lingula anatina is the source of this 3878-nucleotide messenger RNA. RefSeq names its product centriole and centriolar satellite protein OFD1-like. Gene Ontology annotation, cellular component: ciliary basal body; centrosome. The record is from RefSeq and is a predicted model, not a curated record. Gene Ontology annotation, molecular function: protein binding. Lineage: Eukaryota; Metazoa; Brachiopoda; Lingulata; Lingulida; Lingulidae. Gene Ontology annotation, biological process: epithelial cilium movement involved in determination of left/right asymmetry.
AGCGGAAAUUUCAAAAUGGUGGAUGUCAACAAAUGAAUUGAUUCUGCCGAUUGCUGAAUAUUUUUGUCGCUUUUCUCUAUGUGGAACCGUUCAAGGUUCUCUCCUCGUGUACAAUAUGAGCACCAGUACAUCCGUGCUAUCAGCUGACGAGCUAAAACACAAGUUGUACAGCAGUCUCCGAGGAAAGGGGGUACUGGACUCCUUAAAGUCUCAAUUAAGGAACAAACUCGUCCAUGAGCUCCAACACUCUGUGCUAGGAUCUUCAUUGAAGACAAAGCCUCCCCAGCAGCAGGCUGACAGUUCCUUAUCCCUCACAGCUGCCAACAGCCUGGUGGCAGAUCAUCUACGUAGAUGCCACUAUAAUUACUCACUGGGGGUGUUCAUUCCAGAGAGUGGGGCCUCUCAAGAUAAGGUAUUCACAACCCAGGACCUGCUGCAGCUGCUCCAUAUAAGUCCACAUUCAAAAUUGUAUAAAACACUGACAGAAAGUAUGCCAGAAUCUUCUUCCAAGGGAUUUUUGUGGCAGUUAUUGACAGCGCUUGCUGGUAGUCAUGCAGGUCUUUCUCAGGACACCAGCACACAGACUUCCAGAGAUGGACAUGGGGCAAUGUCAAUUUUAAGCACCAGACUGUCUAAAGUAGAUGAAGAAUUUGACACUUUGUUGCAUGAAAACUCCAAAAGCCACGCCUUGGGGACCGAAGAGCGCAUCCUUUCAAUACAGCGCCAUCUAGAGGAGAGGUUCAAGGAGGAGACCAAGCUGGAGCUGGAAAGAUUCAAAGAGACACAGUUCACUAAAUUCAAACUCCAGGAAAAGGAGAAGGCUAGGAAAGAGAUAGAGAAAGCUAGAAAGGAGAUGGAACAGACCUACAGGGCCAAGUGUGAUGCCCUGUCAGAGAGGGAGAGGGCGGCCACAGAGAGGUUACAGAGGAGACAAGAACAACAAGAGAAAGAACUGUAUCAGCAGAGGCAGAGUCUAUUGGAGGAGAUUGACAAAGUCAGAGAAAGGGAGGUGGAAGUGAGAAAAGACUUGGAGAUAAUGAAAAGGGAAAGUCAGCUACAUGAGGAUAAGAUGAAAUCUUGGGAGGGUGUGUUGAAGAAAAGAGAGGAUUCUGUUCAUAGACUUGAAGAGGAAUUUGACCAGAGGUUACAAAUAGAUGUCGCUAGGUUUAAGAUAGAAGAACAGGGAAGACUUUUGGAGAGAACAAAGAACCUGGAGGUCCAAGAAGCAAGGUUAUCAGAUGAGCUAAAGAGACUGGGAGAAGAGAGAGAAGCCCAGCAGAGUGUGAGGGAGGAGUUGAGAAUAAACAAAGCCAGGGUUGCAGAACUGGAGGCUCAAAUCCAGGCUCUUCACCAUGAAAAGAUAUCCACAUCAAAACAUUAUGAGGUGGCACAGGAGCGACUUCGCGAGACGGUUGAUUAUCGCUCCAUCAAGGAAGAAAAUGCAGUGAUGAAAAGAGAGUUAGAGACAACUAAGAUGAGACAGGCAGAGUUACUUCAUGAAAAUGAAAGAGAGAGGCAAAGGUAUGAAAGUCUGCUUAAGGACAUGGGUGAGAGAACCAAACAGCCAACACCAGAAUCUUUACUCCUACAGAGGGAGCUUCAGAGAGCCCAAGACAGACUGAAGCAAGAACAGGCAGUGUUUGAACAUCAGAAGCAGCAAAGUGAUGCCAGAAUUAAAGAAGAAGCAGAUCGAAACCAAGAGAUAUUGAAAAAAUUUGAAGAGCAGACUUUGCAACAGAGAGAGAUGAUUCGUGAGAUAACAGACUUAAGACAGCAGCUCUUACACACCCAAGAAGCUUUGAACAAUGAAAUAUACAGGAAGCCUAGAACAGCUACUCUCAGACCACAAUCCACAGCAGCCUACAUGGAUGACAUGCCAGUUCAUGACCCUGGAAUCAAUGACAUGUACAUUGACACCUCACUGAGAAGAACAAGAGUAGAUCCAGAGUUACAACUGGCAGGAGAUGUCAGUUACUCUGGUGGCUAUGGGAGUAAUAGUGUGGCUCCAGAUAUCAAUGAUCUCCUGGAUAGAGUGGAUAGAGAACUCAAAGGUGCUGACAACAACAUGCUAACAACAUUGCAAAGGCAGCAGAGACAGCAAGAUGGAGGGUCUCCUGAUGAGUCCAGUGCUACAGACAUCAUACUGGAGACAAGACAGAGGCUGCAGAGGUUAGAGAGAGAAGCAGAGGAAUUUGAUGAAAAUUACCGACAGUUCAACCAGCGUAUGACUAACCCAGUGGCCGUCCCGGAUGAUUCUUACCUACAACCACAGUCCAGGAGAACACCAAAAACUGCAGCUACUGCUGCCUAUAGAGUUGUAUUUGAUGACUUGCCACCUGCUCCUUCACCACUCACUGGCUCACCCCUGAGACAGAACACUAAAACCUCCCCAUAUUCAUCACCAUCAAAGUAUACAGGUGGAGCCACAUACAGCAGCUCACCAACAAGGUUAAGGUCAGAAGAAAGGAGGUCGUCAGAGAGAGGGAGGCCCUUGUCAUCAACUCCAUUUAGAAAAACAAGGAGAACACUUACUCAUGACGAUGAUGAAACUCCUGACAGACAUAGCCCCCCAACUCUAGAUGGCAGCACCAGCCCAACUAGCCAUGGUAAUGAAGGUUACCUUCCAUCAUUGGGCAUGUCUGAGGUCACCAAAAGAAUAAGUCCAGUUGACAACAGAGAAAAGAGUCCACUGACAAGGCAAGGACCUUUGACCCUGAAUGACCUUGAAGGUCGCCCAGGCUCCCCUGGUGUUGUUGUGUUCCAGGGUUCAGGGACUUCAUCAAAAACCUCAGACCAUAGUGGUCAUGACCCAGCAGUUGACCUUGACAUUGGUGGUAAUCAGGUCACUAGGCCUCAAGAUCACCCAACCACCUGGCAUGGUGACCACAGAGGGGACACGCCCACUCCUGCAACAGAGAUGGAUCUCAGUAUAAAGGAUAACUCAGUGACAGGGGCUAGCAGACAGGAUAAAAGUGUGCGGAGAGUGGACCCAAAUGAUUCUCAACCCAGUGAGCCAGUUAGACUUGUAGAACAUGAUGAUUCAAGUGACAGGAGGGAAAGGCCCAUGGAGGAGAAGGAGGAGGGGAGCAAUCACCUGGAUGCUGGAGCAGAGGAAGAACCACAGGUUGUGUCCUUAGACUCUACCUGGAAGGUGAAGGAAGAUGAAGAAAAGAAGAGGCAAGAGAAGAGACGUCAGAUUGAGCGAGAGCAGAGAGAAUGGGUGGAGCAAAGGCGGAAAAUAGAAGAAGAAAAGUUACGCCAAGAGCAGGAGGAAUGGGAGAGAGAACAGCAGAAGCUGGAGAAACUGAGGAAAGAGAAAGAGAAAGAAAAGGAAAAAAAUCUAACCCCAGAAGCUCAAGUAAAAGUGGAAAAAGUUGAGGAAGAGAAGGUUGAAGAAAAAGAAGAAAAGAAAGACGACAAGGAGCCUGAAAUAGACCCUGUCAUGCAAAAAUACAUGGAGAUGUUGAAGAAAAAGAAAGAGGAAGAGAAGAAGGAGGCAGAGAUUGCAACAAAGGCAGUGAAGGUUUGGUCCAAGGGCCAUCAGAGUGAAGAAAAGUCACAGUCAGAACAUGAGCUCUCAGUAGCAGAUGAAGAGAAGAGUAUUGGUGGAUUUUCUGAUGAUGAUUUCGAAUGGUAGUUGGGCAGUCACGUGAUAGUGUACUGUCUUCAUACACACAGCUGCAAUAAUUAUGAGAGAAAGAUUUACACAUGCCAUAGUGAGGCUCCAAGACAGAAAAGGGCCGUGACAGUCCAAACGUGUGUGGCACCUUUAAGGAAAAUACCCUAUGUUCCAUUGCUUGGGAUUUAUUUAUUUAAAGAAAUUAGGGUCAACCAACAAUAACUGAUAUAAGAUCAGCAGCAUUCUAGUUUCUUCGAUU